Messenger RNA from Didymodactylos carnosus, 5205 nucleotides. The record is from the annotation of a GenBank genome assembly. Lineage: Eukaryota; Metazoa; Rotifera; Eurotatoria; Philodinida; Philodinidae.
AUGAUGGCUUAUGAUGCUGCUGAUACAGAAGAAGUGAUCGACAUUGAAAAUUUAGAACUUCCACCACUACCUGAUCAUAUUCAAGCUUUAUUAACGCCUACUUUUCGUCUUGUUAUUAAUCAAAUAGAAAUUAAUAAUUUCAAAUCUUUUGCUGGCAAUAUUCGACUAGAUCAAUUUGAUCAACAUUUUACGUGUAUAAUAGGCCCUAAUGGUUCUGGCAAAAGUAAUGUAAUUGAUUCACUUUUGUUUGUGAUCGGUCAUCGUGCAUCGAAACUUCGUGGCACAAAAUUAAGCACAUUGUUGCACAAAAGUGCUGAUCAUCCAAAUGUACAAAGUUGUUCUGUAACGGUUUAUUUUGAUGCGAUAUCAAUCGAUGGUACUGAAGAACAAAUUCAUUUUUCAAUUGCCCGUAUCGCCUAUAUUGAUAACUCAAGUCAGUACAAAAUCAAUGAAAAACAAGUUCACCUUAAAGAUGUAACAACGUUAUUACGAAAAUACGGUGUCGAUUUGGAUCAUAGUCGAUAUUUGAUCUUACAAGGUGAUGUCGAAUCCAUCGCAUUGAUGAAACCAAUAGCGCCUAAUGAACAUGAACAAGGCUUCUUGGAAUAUCUUGAAGAUAUUAUUGGGACAGAACGUUUUAAAAAGCCACUUGAAUUAAUCAACCAAAAACUAGAAGAAUUAAAUGCGCUUUGGGCUGAAAAGAAAAAUCGCGUUAAAGUAGCUGAAAAUGAAUUGAAAUCACUAGAAGAACCUUACCGUGCAGCUGUUGAAUGGAUCGAAUGUGAAAAUGAAUAUAAACGUACAAAAUCGAUAUUUUGUCAACUGAAGCGAUAUCAGCUCAAAGACAAAGAAACUGAUCUCAAUUUGAAGCAUACCGAACGACAAACAGAAAUUGAUAAAUUUAAAAUGGACUUCGAUGACAAAAAACAGUUGUGUAAACAAAGUCAAGAUGAAUUAAAACAGCAACAACGGUCUUAUGAUAAAAAUCAAACAGAACUGAAUAAAGUGAAGAAAUGGAUUGAAGAUCACGAAAAUGAAGAUAAAACAAUACGUCAUGAUAUAAAAACAUGUUUGGAUGCUAUAAAACGACAUGAAAAACAAAAUGAAACAGAAACAACAAAAAUAAGGACAUUAGAAACAAUUCCAGAAGAAAAAGAAGAGUACAUCAAAGAAACUCAAGCGGAACUAGAUCAAGUGAGAGAAGAGCAAAAAGCAUUAGAAAUAAAGGUGAACAAAAUUCGUGAUGAUUUACUACCCAAAACGGAACAAUGGCGUAAAGAAUCAACUAAAAAACAACAAGAUUUUGUUGACUAUAAACAACAAAUGUUACAACCAAAAAAAGAACACUUCGAACUAGCACAAAAUCAAUUGAAAAUGUUAUUGAGCGAAGAAGAACGACAUAAAAAAUCACUAAAUGAUAAAGAAAUUGAAUAUAAUCGAAAACAAAAAGAAUUUGAUGAUAAAACACAACGAUUUGAAAUUAUCGAUGAACAACUACCAUUGGCAGAAAAUGAAUACAAAACAAAAUACGAUGAAUCAAAACGAAUUGAAACACAAUAUCAACAAUUAGAAACAGAACAUAAUAAAAAUGUAGCAGAGCUGAAUGAUUUAAGUCAACGAGUGCAAACAAGUCAAAGUCGAGAUCAAACACUCAAUUUUUUGUUACAACAGAAGCAGGCAAAUAAAUUAGAUGGUUUUCAUACACGUUUAGGACAUUUAGGCCAUAUUGAUGAAAAGUAUGAUGUUGCUAUAUCAACGGCAAUCGGUGGCUAUUUGGAUUAUUUUGUUGUGGAUGAUGUAAAAAGUGGUGAAGCGGCGAAAACUUUACUAAGAGAUCGUAAACAAGGCGUGGGAAGUUUUAUUUGUCUAGAUAAAAUGAUGAAAAAUGAAGUAUAUGCCAAAGCCCCGUUUCAUAUGCCUGCACAUGGUCUACAAAAUAUCCAUCGAUUAUAUGAUUUAAUUGAUUUUGUUGAUCCAAAAUAUAAAAAUACAUUUUAUUUUGCUUUACGUGAUACAUUAGUGGCUGAUAAUAUCGACGAUGCACAAAAAGUAGCAUUUCAAGGUAAAACACGUUAUCGAGUUGUAACAUUAAAAGGUGAAAUUAUUGAAAUAUCUGGUACAAUGAGUGGUGGUGGUACUUAUCAAAGUAAGGGGAAGAUGAAUUUGAAAAAUGCCAUGGCAACGUCGAAAAGAAAUACAAUUGUUGAUCCAGUUAAAAAAGGUCAAUUAGAAAGAAGAGUCAAAGAAGAUGAAAAAACAUUGGCUGAUCUAAUGGUAAAGCGUCAACAAUUAAAUAGUGAUUUAGCACAAUUGAAACACAAACUUGAUGAUGAAAGACGAAAUUAUAAUCAAUACAAAAACGAAUUAAACAAUAUGCCACAACAUAUCGAUGCAUUAAAAGCAGCUGUUGAAAAACAACGAAAAUUAUUAGAAUCUAAAACCGUGAAUGUUAAUGCAAGACAAAAGUAUGAUGAUGAAGUCAAUGAAGCAAAGCAACAAUUCGAUGAAGCUACCAAAGAAGCAGAAGAACUAAAAGCCGUCGUUGAUCGUAUCAAUAAAAAAAUUAAUGAUCAUGAUAAAGAGGCAUUAGAAAAACCACAAGCUGAUCUCGAUAAACUAACAAAUGAUGUGAAAAAAUUACAAAAUCAAAUUGAUACAGCAAAAGCUGAAAUAACAAAUGCUAAACGAAAUUUGCAGAAAGCCAAAGAUAAAGUGAAAUCAAAUGAAAAUGCAAUCAAAGACAACAAAGAAAAACAUACGCGAUUAAAUUUGAGAAUUGAAGAGUUAGAUCAAGAAGUAUUAGACGCAGUUGAAAAACGUGCUAAUAUCGAAAAAGAUUUAGAAAACGUCAAAGAAAAAGUAACAAUGUUAACGGAAACAAUACGUAAAACUGAAUCGGACUUGGGAGAAAUUGAAAAGGAACUUGUACGUUUGAAACAUGAAUUUGUCACAGCCCAAAAAGAUUUAACAGAAUGUCGCCAACAAAUACAAGUGGUUGAAAAUGAGAUAAAUAGUCUAACAUUUAGUAAAAUUGACGAUGAUGUGAAUGAUGGCGAUAGUGCCGAAAAUAAUGAACCAAUACGACAAGUGGCGAUCAAAAUAUAUACAAUGGAAGAACUUGAACCGUAUGAUAUCGAUGAUAUAAAAGAAGAUUUGCAUAAACAUGAAGUAGAAUUGAAGAAAAAUCCGGCCAAUUUAACUGCAAUUAAUGAUCAUCGUCGUGCAAUGCGCAAUUUAAAAAUCCGUCAAUCCGAUUUACAAGAUUUAGAAAAACGUCGGAGUAAUAUAAGGGAAAAGCAUGAUAAAUUCAAUGAUCAACGCCAUAAAGAAUUUCGUAAUGGUUUCGAUACAAUCUCAAAAACAUUAAAACAAAUCUACCGUACAAUAACGGAUGGUGGAGAUGCUGAACUAGAAUUUGUUAGUAGUAUGGACCCAUUUACAGAUGGCGUUGAACUAAGCAUUCGUCCACCGAAAAAAUCAUGGAAACGUAUUGCUAAUUUAUCAGGAGGUGAAAAAACUCUUAGUUCGUUGGCAUUUGUGUUUGCCUUGCAUACAUUUCGUCCGACGCCCAUCUACGUAAUGGAUGAAAUUGAUGCUGCCCUGGAUUUCAAAAAUGUGUCCAUUGUUGGCAGAUUUAUUAAAGAACGUACUAAAAAUGCCCAAUUUGUUGUUAUAUCAUUACGUAAUGAUAUGUUUGAAUUAGCUGAUUAUUUAGUGGGUAUAUAUAAAGUAAAUAAUUGUUCUCAAACAGCAUCUUUACGACCAUCAUUAUUUGCUAAAAAAAUCCAAGAACGUAUUUUAAUACAUCAAUCCUCGAAUAGUGUUCAGGAAAAUGAUGUAACGAUGACAGCAACCAAUGAAGAUGAUGGCGAAGAAAAUCAAACUCAUAAUCAUCAUAAUGGUACUAGCAUUAUAGAUGAAAUAUUUCUAGAUAGUGGAAUAAUGGCCAAUAUUCCUGGUCUUACUCAGUAUGAUUUUGAUAUGAUAGACAUGAACGAAGAUGAUAAAGUUGCAGCUGAACAGUACUUACGAGAAAAUGGUGUGCGUGGACUAGAAAAUUUUUUAGCAGCACGAUUAGAAGCAUGGCGACAAACACCAUUGCACAUAGCCAUAACAGGUGAUUCAGGUGCUGGAAAAAGUACACUUAUAAAUACUAUGAGAAAUUUGAAAGCAGAUGAUGAGGAAGCUGCACAAGUUGGCGUAGUCGAAACUACACGUAUUAUCCAAUCAUAUUCACAUCCGAAUUUUCCAAAUUUAGUUUUUUCUGAUCUUCCUGGUGUUGGUACAUUAGAAUUUAAACGUGCAACCUAUUUAGAACAAGUAAACUUUAAACGUUAUGAUUUUUUUCUAAUUAUAUCAAGAAAUCGUUUUACAGAAAAUGAUCUUUGGCUUGCAAAAGAAAUUAAAUCAUAUGGUAAAAGUUUUUUCUUUAUUCGAACUAAUAUUGAUCAAGAUUUAUUAAAUGAAAAAAUUGAUCAUCCAACAACAUACAAUGAAACUAUAAUUCUAAAUACAAUAAGACAAAAUUGUUUAGCUCAUAUAGAAACAGUCGUACCAAAUGCAGAAACUAAGGUAUUUUUAAUUAGCGGACGUUUGGCAUGUACACACCGUUUUGAUUUUGGUCGUUUAAUGAAAGCUCUUCUGAAAGAAUAUCCUGGACUAAAACGACAAGCAAUGAUUAUGUCCAUGAGUUCAAAUUGUAAAGAAGUAAUUCACGCAAAAGUAAAUGUACUAAAACAACAAGCAUGGAUAGCGGCCAUGGUUUCUGCAUGUGUUGCAGCUGCUCCAAUUCCAGGUCUCUCUAUUACUUUUGAUUUUUCUUUAACAGUAGGAUAUGUCAUCUAUUAUAAAAAACAACUUGGAUUAGACGACGAAUCACUUGAAAGGAUAGCAAGAAUGCAUCAUAUUCCAUUAUAUGUGCUCAAAGAUGAAUUACAAAAAAUAUUACCUGCUCAUUUUUUCACAGCUGUUCCCGAAUUUGUAAUAUCUCUUGUAGAAAAACAAGCUGUAGGAACAGCUAUGGAAGAAGUGAUUCGUUAUAUUCCUUAUAUUGGAAGUGUUGUAGCAUCGACCGUGUCGUUUGCAAUUAUUUUGUCUGUUCUACGACAUCUUUUAGCUGUUAUGGAAAAAGCGGCAUGCUCAUUAAUUGACAUUAUUUCUGAGAGAUCUGUUAGUGAUGAUGAAGAUGCUGAUGAUUAUGAUUAA